GAGUAGACAACCAUUGCCCUGGUAAGGGAGGGGAGACUAUGCUCCCGCUCCUUAUUCUCCUCUUGCUUUCAUUAUUUCUUAUUGUUCCCAGGCUUGCUGUGCCACGCCCUACUCAUUUUAUUCCUCCACCUGCUAAUGAGGUUAAGGGGUUAUUCUUUCGCACUUAUAUUAUGGCAGAAAGAAACUUGGAACCAAAACACACAUUCAGCAUUCAAUUACCAGCCUUUUUAUACCAGAAGGCAUUAGACAAGGCAGGAAGGAGGGGAAUUGGUGCUCUUAUCAGGGAAAUAUUAAUAAAAGAAUUAGGCAACGAGGAACAAAAUAAAAAACAACAACUAAUAAAAGACUAUCAAUCCAAAAUUAAUAACCAAGAAUUCCCCAAAGAGGGUGAAAUUUGGCUAGUAAAAUUUGAUAAACUGAAAGAAUUUUCUAAGACUUAUCGCCCUUGUUUAGUAGUCAGCAAUGAUACACAGAACCAAUUUGAUAAAAAUGUAGUAGUAGCAGGAUUAAGCAUGGACGAAAUGGAGCGGAUUCGAAUGUUUGAAAUUUUUAUUGAGGCUACUCCGGAAAAUGGCUUAAAAGAACCUAGUAAAAUUUGCUGUAAUUAUCUCCACACAAUUAAUAAAAAGUUGCGGUUAAUAGACAAAAAAAGGAUGGGAAUAGUCAGCCCCGAAAUAAUGCAAAAGGAGAAUAAUCAUUAUGAAAGACCAGCAAAAAUUACUCAACGAAUACCGCGAAUGCUACUCUAA
Messenger RNA from Dentiscutata erythropus, 749 nucleotides. NCBI's taxonomy places the organism in Eukaryota, Fungi, Glomeromycota, Glomeromycetes, Diversisporales, Gigasporaceae. The record is from the annotation of a GenBank genome assembly.